Molecule: messenger RNA, 8955 nt
Organism: Gambusia affinis (western mosquitofish)
Lineage: Eukaryota; Metazoa; Chordata; Actinopteri; Cyprinodontiformes; Poeciliidae
Product: dedicator of cytokinesis protein 3-like
Exons: 54
Coding region: 555-6827 (2090 amino acids)
Biological process (GO): small GTPase-mediated signal transduction
Cellular component (GO): cytoplasm; plasma membrane
Molecular function (GO): small GTPase binding; guanyl-nucleotide exchange factor activity
Source: RefSeq, a predicted model, not a curated record
CGACCAUGAAGAUGGCGCAGCUUAUGGUAUUUUUGCUGUUUUCUCAGUAAUUUCCUGCCGCAGCUCUUCGCUACAUCCAAUAUGUUGUAACUACCGAGCGAUUAGGCCAAUUGUCGCUGCGCGGAAGCCCCAGCUGAGCAGCAGCCGAGGAGGAAGAGCGAAGAAACGACGCGAAGAGGCUGCGAGGAGAGCCGAAACCCCUUAAAACAGCGGCUGCAGUAACACCUUUUUGUGGCAAACAGAAAAACGAUCACCGUGUGCGUGUGCGUACGUGCGUGUGCGUGCCUGCGUGUCUCUGUGUGUGUCUGUGCGCGUUGCAUGAGGUGGACAGGGAGACUGCAUCAGACUGGAGACACACGCCGGGACAUAAUAGAGCAGAGACACUGAGCCUUUCAGCCUUUUCCCCAGCGCGUAUUCCGCUCGAAACAUGUAGUCUGGACAACCACAGGAUCAGCCGAGUCUGUUUCAUUCGUAGCCUUUUUCCCACCCCAGCAGCAUCAUCUCACGAUAACGACAUAAUGUGGCUUGCUCUACCAGAGGGGAAAUAAUCAAAUAUGUGGAUACCAACAGAAGAGGAGAAAAUCGGAGUUGUGAUCUGCAACUUCCGGUCACCAAUAUGUCAGGCUCUCGUCCUGGAGCUGGGAGAAACCGUCCAGAUCCUGGAGAAGUUUGACGGUUGGUACAGAGGCUUUUCUACCAAGAAGCCAUCCAUCAAGGGUAUUUUUCCUGUCAGCUAUGUCCACUUAAAGAAAUCUACUGUGACAAAUAGAGGGCUGUGUGAGACAGUGGUGCCUCUGGAGGAUCCCAUCAUCACAGAGACCACCUCUACGCUGCAGGAAUGGGGCAUUCUGUGGAAGCAGCUCUAUGUGAAACACAAGGUGGAUCUGUUUCAUAAACUGCGCCAUGUGAUGAACGAGCUCAUCGACCUGCGUCGGCAGCUCAUCCAGGGCCACCUCGCUCAGGACCAGACUCGAGAGAUCAAGAGGCACAUCACCGUACGGCUGGACUGGGGAAACGAGCACCUCGGCCUGGACCUCGUUCCCAGGAAAGAGUUUGAAAUGGUGGAUCCUGAUCAGAUCAGCGUGUCGGAGUUAUACAAACUGCAUGUAUCCAGCAGACACUGUGGUCAGCAAAGCACAAACCAGGGUGACAGCAUGAGGCAGCGUCACGGCGAUGGUUGUCGCAUCCCCGUGUCACACCACCUCUUCAUUAAUCUGAAGAGCUUCACCUACAACAGCAUCAGUGAAGAUGCAGACGUCUUCUUCUCUCUAUAUGACUCUCGUGAAGCCAAACAAAUCAGUGAGAAGUUCAUGGUGAAACUGAAUAAAAAUGGAGGACCAAAGAAUCCAGAGAAGGUUGAUCGCCUUUGUGCACUCUUUACGGACCUAAGCAGUAAAGAUUUGAAGAGAGACCUAUAUAUUGUUGCACAUGUAAUAAGAACUGGUCGCAUGCUGCUGAAUGACUCAAAGAAAGGCCCGCCACACGUCCAGUAUAGACGACCUUACGGAUGUGCCGUGCUUGCCAUGAGCGAUGUUUUCCACACCAUUACAGACCUCAAAGAGGAGAAGGACUUUGUGCUCAAAGUUUACACUUGCAACAACGAAAAUGAGUGGUACCAGGUCCACGAGAACAUCAUCCGCAAGUCCAACACCAAGUACUCAGCGCCGAGCACCAAUUAUGGCCUCAUCAUUUCGCUGCAGCUGCUGCGAGGUGAGCUGGAGCAGAUCAGACGGGAGAACCAGGCUGUGUUCAACAGGGCGUUGGCACUCACACGCAAACUGGGUUUCCCAGAUGUCAUCUUGCCAGGUGAUACACGCAAUGACCUGUAUCUGACCCUGGAACGAGGAGAGUUUGAGAGGGGUGGCAAGAGUGUCCAGAAGAACAUUGAAGUCACCCUGUAUGUUCUCUACGCUGACGGGGACACGCUCAAAGACUGCAUCAGCUUGGGCACCGGCGAGCCGAACACCUCAGAGUAUCGCUCGUUCGUUCUUUACCACAACAACAGCCCUCGCUGGAGCGAGAUGGUCAAGCUGCCCAUCCCUAUCGAUCGUUUCAGGGGGUCCCACCUUCGCUUUGAGUUCAGACACUGCUCAACUAAAGACAAAGGAGAGAAAAAAUUGUUUGGUUUUGCCUUCACUCCUCUGAUGAGAGAGGAUGGGACCACACUCUCAGAUGAGGUCCAUGAGCUGUAUGUGUACAAGUGUGAUGAAAAUGCCACAUUCAGUAACCAGGGGCUGUACCUGAGCCUCCCCUGCUGCAAGGAGGACUUCAACAGCUGCCCCAACAUGCCAGCCAACCUGCCGUUCCAGAGGAGCCCUAAAGAAACAUUCUGGGUCUCCACCAUCCUCUGCUCCACAAAACUCACUCAAAACGUGGAUCUCCUGGCUCUUCUGAACUGGAAGGCCCAUCCGGACAGGGUGUUGGACAUCCUCGGUCGACUGCGACAGAUCAGCGGAGAGGAGAUUGUGAAGUUCCUGAGAGAUGUCCUGGAUACUCUUUUCUGUCUUUUAGACGACAACACGGAUAAAUACGGACCACUCGUUUUCCAGUCUCUGGUGUUCAUCAUUAACCUGCUCAGGGACAGCCGGUUCUACCACUUCAGACCAGUAAUAGACUCCUACAUCCAAAACCACUUUGCCGGCGCUUUGGCGUACAAAGAAUUGAUUCGAUGCCUGAAGUGGUACAUGGACCGCUCGGCUGAGGUAGUCCGACAGGACCACAUACAGGAAGCGAUGAGGGCAUUGGAGUAUCUGUUCAAGUUCAUAGUCCAGUCUCGCAUCCUGUACUCGAGGGCCACCUGUGGGAUGGAGGAGGAGCAGUUCAGGGCCAGCAUCCAGGAGCUUUUCCAGUCCAUCCGCUUUGUCCUGAGUCUGGACAGCCGCAGCUCAGAGAAUCUUGUCUUCACACAGGCAGCACUGCUGAACAGUUUUCCAGACAUCUUCGAUGAGCUGCUGCAGAUGUUCACCGUUCAGGAGGUAGCUGAAUAUGUCAGGGGCACACUAGGAAGCAUGCCCAGCACAGUGGACAUUGGUCAGUCCAUGGACGUGGUCAAACUUCAGUCGAUUGCUCGUACAGUUGAGAGCCGACUCUUCUUCUUUCCCGAGUCCCGGAGUAUUCUGCUGCCAGUCGUCCUGCAUCACAUCCAUCUACAUCUGCGCCAGCAGAGGGAGCUGCUCAUUUGUUCUGGGAUCCUGAGCAGCAUCUUCUCAAUAAUCAAGACCAGCUCCAUGGAGUCCUCUGUUCAGGAAGAAGUGGAAAUGAUGGUGGAGAGUCUUCUGGAUGUGCUGUUGCAGACUCUGCUGUCCAUCAUGAGCAAAUCUCAUUCUGUGGAGACAUCCAGAGGACAACGCUGUCCCCAGUGCACCGCGGAGAUAACGGGGGAGUACGUUUCCUGCCUCCUUUCUCUCCUCAGACAGAUGACAGAGAUCCACUUCCACCAUCUUCUCAACAGUUUCCAUAGCAAGGAGGAACUAAAGGAGUUUCUGUUGAAGAUUUUCUGUGUUUUUCGAAACUUGAUGAAGCUGACUAUCUUCCCCAGAGACUGGAGCGUCAUGCGUCUCCUAACCAGCCACAUCAUCGUAGUGACGACUCAGUUUCUGUCUCCGGCGCUGCACAAAAACUUCUCUGAGGGAGAUUUCGAUUUCAAGGUGUGGAACUCCUUUUUCAGUCUCACUGUCCUCUACAUCAACCAACCCAGUCUGCAGCUGGAAGCACUCCCUCCUGCCAAGAGAAAGAAAACCCUGGACAAGCAUGGGGAUUUGAGAGUAAUAAUGGCAUAUGAGCUCUUCAGCAUGUGGCAGAAAUUAGGUGACAACAAGCCACACUUCAUCCCAGGAAUGAUGGGACCCUUCCUUGGUGUCACCUUAGUUCCUCAGACCGAGGUCCGGAAUAUAAUGAUCCCAAUUUUUCAUGAUAUGAUGGACUGGGAGCAAAGGAAAAAUGGCAAUUUCAAACAGGUGGAGGCAGAGCUGAUGGAUAAGCUGGACAGCAUGGUGUCGGAUGGGAAAGGUGAUGACAACCACAGAGAGCUCUUCAGCUUGUUAACACAGCUGUUUGGUCCUUAUCCAAGCUUGCUGGAGAAGAUUGAGCAGGAGACAUGGAGGGAAACUGGAAUCUCAUUUGUGACAUCAGUCACAAGACUUGUUGAGAGAAUACUGGAUUACAGGGACUGCAUGAAAGGGGACGAGAUGGAGAACAAGAAGAUCGGUGGUUCAGUCAACCUUAUGAACUUCUACAAAUCAGAGGUGAACAAGGAGGACAUGUACAUCCGCUACAUCCACAAACUAUGUGACCUGCAUCUUCAGGCAGAAGAUUUCACAGAGGCAGCGUUCACUCUGCUGCUGUACUGGGAGCUGCUGCAGUGGGAGGACCGGUCUCUGAGGGAUUUUCUCCACUACCCCUGUCAGAGCGAGUGGCAACGCAAAGAAAACCUGAGUCGUAAAAUCCUCCACUACUUCAACAAGGGGAAGUGCUGGGAAUAUGGAAUCUCUCUCUGCCGGGAGCUGGCUUUCCAGUAUGAGACUUUAUAUGAUUAUCAGAGUCUCAGCUGGAUACGGAAAAUGGAGGCAGCGUAUUAUGACAACAUCAUCGAACAGCAGAGGAUCGAGCCGGAGUUCUUUAAGAUGGGCUUCUAUGGGAGGAAGUUUCCUUUCUUCCUCCGGAAUAAGGAGUUUGUCUGCCGUGGUUACGACUACGAACGGCUCGAGGAUUUCCAGCAAAGAAUGCUGGGAGAAUUUCCACAAGCCAUUGCAAUGCAGCACACAAACCAGCCUGAUGACACCAUCCUGCAGAGCGACGCCCAGUACUUGCAGAUCUACGCAGUGACUCCAGUUUCAGACAUCUCUGAUGUGCCUCAGCUGGAGCGUGUGCCUGAGAGGAUCAAGAGUUUCUACCGCAUAAACAAUGUCAGCCGCUUCCACUAUGACAGGCCUUUCCACAAGGGGCCUAAGGACCGAGAGAAUGAGUUCAGGAGUCUGUGGAUUGAGAGAACAACCCUGAUUCUGGCUCGUCCUCUCCCUGGGAUCGCCCGCUGGGCAGAGGUGGAGAGGAGAGAACUGGUGGAGGUGAGCCCACUCGAGAAUGCCAUUUACGUUGUGGAGAAUAAGACCCAGGAGCUGCGGACUUUGAUCAGCCAGUACCAACACAGGCAGCAUCACGGCAACAUCAACCCGCUCAGCAUGUGUCUCAACGGCGUCAUAGAUGCUGCUGUGAACGGCGGCAUCGCCAGAUAUCAGGAGGCCUUCUUCGAUAAAGACUACAUUAGCAGUCACCCCGAAGACACAGAGAGAAUCACGCAUCUGAAGGAUCUGAUGCAGGAGCUGGUGCAUAUUCUUGGAGUGGGGUUGGCAGUUCAUGAGAAACUGGUGCAUCCAGAAAUGCGUCCUCUGCACAAAAAGCUUGUGGACCAGUUCCACAUGAUGAGGACAGGUUUACACCAUUAUGUGAUUGGCUCCCAGCAGUGUGUGCCCGGCAUGGAUCGAUUCGGCCCUGCAGGCUGCCCAGGGGUCAAUUCUCCCAGAGGUAUCCUCUCCUCGCACAACCACAUGAGCCCUGAGAGCGUCCGGCUGAUGCACAGACACAGCCCUCUGAAUUUGCAAGGCUCCAUCCGUCACUCAUCCUCCUCCCUGUCCUCUCACACAUCGAGUGAGGCAGGAAACCUGGUCAUCAUGACUGACGGCCUGAUGGGGGAGCACCCAGAGGAGGCCAUGCACAUGCAGCCGAGCCCGUCGUCUUCUAGUUUGAGUUCAAUCCGCUCCAACUCCUCCCAGAUUAUAAACUCCGCUCCAUCAAGUGCCAGAGGCUCUCCGUCUCUGCCCGAUAAGUCCAAACACAACCGAGAAGUGAUGAUGCUCCUGCCGUCUCACCGUGAGAGGGCCAACAGCUCCAUGUAUUACAACGUGGCAGAGAAUGGACAGCAGCAGAAUAACCACAUGCAGCGUGCCUUACUUCAGCAAGUUAGCCCCUGUAAGCCUUGUGCUGAUCCUCACAUGAAUCUGCCAGAGAAAGUGUUUUCCAAUGCUUCCAGCAACUGGAGUCUGGAUGGAGAGAACCGGGAGCAGAUGAACUACGUCCCGGCUUCUACCGGAGGAGUGAUCAUGCCCCCUGUUCCUCCCAGAUCCUUCCCAUCAGGACAUUUCAUGAUGCACUGUGAUGCAUUUCACCACCAAAACACUGAUCCUCCUCCGGCUUUGCCUGUUCGAUCUCUCCGAAAGUCUCCUCUCCACCCUAUCCCUGGCUCCCCCACCAGCCCUCAGUCAGCUUUAGGUGGAAGUAACUCCACGCUGUCAGGCAGCGCCAGCAGCGGCGUUUCUUCUCUCAGCGAGAGUAACUUCGGCGGCCAGUAUCCCGAUCCUGGUCCCAUCAGGAACGACGCCUUGGAGCCACUUCCCAGCCAUCUGUGGUCCCCCCCUGAUGAGUACAUGCCUUCUCCCUACCUUCACAUCCACUACGGUGGCACAGAAAUUGACUCCAUUGACCCCGUUCGGCCUUUCCAUUACCGCAACCCCGCUUCACACCCACACGGCCACCCGCACCCACACAGUCACCUGCACUCCCACCCUGGGCUUGAGAGCCACUCCCAUGGUCCCUCCCAGCACCACCACAUUCCCACUCACGUUCCCCAUCACAUCCCCUACCGCAGGCCACAGCCUCCAGCCGUGCCGCCCAAACCCUACCUGAGAGAGGGCUGCAUCCCAGAGGAGGAGCUAACUCCUCAGCCCAUCCCACUGCCCCGCAGGAUCUUCCACUCCCCCCACGGCCACAGGGAGGACCCAGGAAAACAUCCUUGGGAGCAGUGCAUCAGUGAGGAGCAUGAGGAGAACCAGUGAGGGGGAGGCUCCAAUCAGAGCGAUCUUGUCUUUAUCUCUUCAUCUGCACUGAGCCAUGACAGCAGUACCAGAGCGUCUCGUGUGAAGCAUGUGUGUGUUCCGGGUUGAUCCCCUAUCACCGUGUAUUUUAUCGCCAGUGCACAUGAAGGGAUGAGAAGGAGUGAAAAUCCACCAAGCUGCAGUCCGAGGCACAAACUACCUUUGCUGCUCCACAUGGCCUCCUAGGCGGGAUUCAAAGAGGAAUCUUCAGAACGAUAACACAAAAGUACUCUGUUCAAAAAUUGAUAUUGAUUGUACACAGCUGUACGAUUCGUCUGUGAGCAUGUUUUUUCAUUUGACAAUUAUAUGAUUCAACGGUUUUUGUGGAACAUUGCAACCAACACGGUGCAGUAUUAGCUCUGAGCGACCUUCGUUUUGCUUUCCAUGUCGGUUUUCACAGCAAACAAACUGCUACUCACAGUGGAUUGACUUCUCUUGUUUAAACGCUUCAUAGAUAUGAAUACUUAUUUUGAUAAAUUUGCUACAUUGUAGUGUUUUCGAAGGCUUAAACCCAUUAUGUUUUUUUCAGACAACACUGUUAAGUGCUCCUUAAUAGUGAAUCAUAUCAGAUGGUGCGCCGCUAUGUGUGUUGCUGCUGGACUCCCAUAAAUCUCAGCUCACUGAAACUGAGCCUGCAGCUCUCUGUUUGGACAUGAGGUACCAAUCUCCCAUCCGUACCACGUGUAUGGACAACGACGUGAAUGUAUUCAGAUGAGAUGUUCUUCUUGUAACCGCACAAGCUGCAAAUCCCAGUUUUCUGUUCAAGCGCUUCAAGUCCAGUUCUUAUCUUAAGUCUUCGUUAGUCCGUUAGUCCUGUGUGCGUGGCAAAGAUAUCUACAGACGAACGAGGGACUGCUGGGAAAACGGAGGACAGAGGCAAACUCGCCUCGCGCCUGUCGGCUUUCAUGUUCAUGGCGAGUACAGGAGGAAGACUCCUCUUCACCCCCCCCCCCUCCCCCGACACUCGUCUCUGCUGGACUUCAGUCACUAACCUUCCUCUCCACGUUUUUCCUUCUGCGUUUGCCGUCAGGUCAGCGGUGAGGUUUGAACCCGCACAGCUGCUGUGGCACCAUCAGGUCACUCCUGAUGGUGUUGGAAUCGCCUACCUGCCUUAAGUGCACUCUAAUGCAGUCUGACCUCUCACCGUUUAGCGGCAGCCAUUUCUUUUUCACUCUGUCCUCUCGCUGAAGGAGAAAACAAAAACAGAGCAGAUAUCGACCUAGUGAUGUUUUUCUAUGGUUUCAUUCUGCUUUGGUUUCAGAUUGCUGUUUGUUUUGUUGUGCUGAUACUUCUGACCUGCCUGAAGCUCUUUCUCAUUCACCUUCUGCUGUUUGACUCUGACGAUGGAGAAGGCUGAAGAUCAACGAGGCAGAGAGCAACGCUCCUAUUUUUAUUUAUUUUUUGCUUUAUUUUUGUGAAGUAGGAGAAACUGCGCUGUUUUCCGUUCCCUUGUUGGUUGGAAGGAUAUAGCUAAUAUUUUACUAAUUCCUUGUUUUCCUGGCAGAUUUUUGCAGGUGGAUGCUUUGUGUUUGUGUACAUCAAGUUGUCAGCUGACUAGACAAGAUCUAUUUUUGUAUGUGAGAUCAUCAGUUGUGUGUGCAUAUCACAGGAACUGACAGAAGGUAUCAGACAGGCUGCUGUAGUUUGUAUGGAUUUGAGGUUGCUAGUUAAAUGCGGCUUUGAGGAUAACAGGCGACUGAAGUGAUACUCAAAUAGGAUUUUUCAAUGUACAUUCUGUUAUUGUACAUACAGCAGUAUUGUGAAAUAUUUUUUUGAGAUUUAUCGCAAAAGCCCUAAAAAACAGAUUUAUUGUUGUUUUGUGUAUAUACAUGUACUCAAGAGAUUAAUGUAAUUGAUAAAUAUCUAUAAUCAGUGUUUGGGAAAGGACAAAUUCAUUAGACUGUGGCCUGUCUCCACCAUACUUCUCAUAUAAAUACUUUAUACACUUUUCAAUGUGCUUUCCUGUACAUAUGGUGUUAGCAUGAUCAAAAAGUGUUUGGUUGUAAAAGUGGUUUUCCUACUCCCAUAACUGCUGUGGUAUGGAAUUCAUUAACAAUGCCAAACAUUAAAGACAAUCUUUUAUCAGCUC